GCUUGUGGUUUUUGGCGAGGGCCAUUCCAGCGGGUCUAUUUGGGUUUCGAUUUUAGGGUAACGGGAACGAGACAAACCGGUAAUUGAUUCAUAAAAAAAAACACGAAUUGUGAAAAAAAAAAAUAGAGUGAGCUGAAGUAAGUAUUACAACAAAACCUGAUCUAAAUAUUGCUAUUUGAAAACAUCCAAACGCUUUGGGCAUUUUGCUGUCUAUAUCGCUUUCUUCACAUCAUAUUUUGCAUAAUUAAACAUUACUAACAAACAUUUCCAUUGACAAAGACUCACGAUUCAAAUUUCCUCUCGAAUGUUGAAAUUAAAAGAAUUAUAAUGAAAAUCUAGGUUAUGGCAGAUAACGAAGACUUGGGUUUAGGUGAGGAUCAUUUAGAUUCAUUUGAUGACACUAACGGCAUGCACGACGAAGCCCUAUUGAACGAUACUGACGGCGAUGGAGUUGCUGCAGAUGAUCCAGAAUUGGAAGCCAUCAAAGCCAGAGUUCGAGAAAUGGAAGAGGAGGCAGAAAAGUUGAAACAGCUUCAGAGUGAAGUUGAUAAACAAAUGAACAUGGGUAGCCCUCCUGGCCUGACUAGUCCACUGAACAUGUCCAUAGAGGAAAAAAUGGAAGUGGACAAUCGUAGCAUAUAUGUGGGUAAUGUAGAUUAUGGGGCAACUGCAGAGGAGCUGGAGCAGCAUUUUCAUGGUUGUGGCUCAAUCAAUCGAGUUACUAUUCUGUGCAACAAGUAUGAUGGCCAUCCCAAAGGUUUUGCUUACAUUGAGUUUGGUGAAAAAGAUUCUGUACAAACAGCCAUGGCAAUGGAUGAUUCUCUCUUUCGUGGAAGACAAAUUAAGGUUAUGCCUAAAAGAACCAAUAGGCCAGGAUUGUCAUCUACCAAUAGGCCUCCUAGGGGCAGAGGGGGUACUUUCAGGGGUUCCAGAGGAAUGGGCAGAGGUGGAUUUUAUGGUGGCUACAGGCCCAUGCGUAGACCAAGGUAUAUCUUUUGCCAUUUAGUAAACUAGAAACAACAGAUAGUGGAACUAAUCCAGAAAAAAAUUGAGAAUGAUAGAUAACUGAAAUGUGCCAAGGUUUCCUGAUGCCCCAAUUCAGCUAAUCAUAUUCUAUAUUGAAGACUGGUACCUUUGGCACUAUAAUACACUAUGCACUGUUUUACUACUAACCAAAACAAUUUUUUAUGCCUCCACAUGUGUUUUGCUAACAUAGUUAGCAUCUUCAGGAGAAGAAUAAAAAAAUGGUUUGGUUAGUGGUAAAACAGAUCAUAGUGUAUUCAUAUUAUUUUCAUCCAGCUUAUUUGAAUUCAUAGGGUUUCUUCUUCAUCAAAUUAGAACAGCUUAAAAUACUUUGAAGAGCUACAAUGGUAGAUUCAAUAUUUUUAGGUGAUUUCUGCAUGCUCAUUCAUCUUUUUUGAUGCUUGUUUUUUUUUUCAGUAGUUGAUGUUGUUUCUAAUUUAAUAACUGCUAACCCGUUUUUUAAUGAACUGAUGUCUACAUUUUUAGGGGUUAUAGACGAGGAUAUUUUGCUCCAUAUUAAAAGUAAGGAUACAGUUACAUAAUUCCAUUUUUUCACCCACAUAAUUUCUCAACUUGGUUCAAAAGCAGAGAAAAAAGAACAAUUGAAAAAAAUACAUCAUGGAAAAGAAAAAAGAAUGGACACAAAAAAUUAUUAAUCAUAAGUUCAAAUCAUUGUGGAAACUAAAUACAUGCAAAAAAAAAUGUGAAUUUUAUGAAAUUGCAUGAUCUGAAGAAUGAUAAUUACUGGACUAAAUUGUUGUGCUUUGGAAAAAAAAAUUGGUGUGAUUGGGUGUAUGGAGAUUACAUUUUAGGUGUUAUUUGGUGUAUUUUACUUGUUCAAUUUUCUAAAUAUUGAUGCAAGUUUCCAGGUAUCUUCACCUAUUUUCGAGGAUUUUUUUAAUUUGGUAAUGCAAAAAAAUUAAUGUGCUAGAAAAGUAAAAUAAAUAAACAUUGAUUGAAGUGU
This is a messenger RNA of Phaedon cochleariae (mustard beetle), 1987 nucleotides long. NCBI's taxonomy places the organism in Eukaryota, Metazoa, Arthropoda, Insecta, Coleoptera, Chrysomelidae. The record is from the annotation of a GenBank genome assembly.